UCAGGAAGGCUUGUCUGUAGAUACAAAAAUUUUUUUACCAAGAUGCUCCCCUUAAACUAGUUUGCACUAUAGGAUAAUCUAAAAUGCUUUGUGACUACUUAUACUGUAUGCAAAUUUAUUCCAGCACUACUUCAUUGAUCAUUCACAACCCCCUUUCAGUGUCUUCAGAAAGACCAUUUUUUGAAAGAGGAUGUGCAACCUCCACGUUUCAGUGAAUUGUGCAUGUGCUAAAUGAACCUACAAUAAUCAAUUAAUUUGAGGAUAAAUAUUUUACUGAAAAUGACAGAUUCAAAACUGAGACACUUCCAUGAAAGUGAGUUUGCCAGUGGAAACAAUUCAACUCUAUCUCCAUCUCAGGAUGGUGACUCACCUGAAUGCAAAGUGGUCCAUCGGAAACGCAAACACGUGCCUAUAGCAAAUGGAGAAAUGUUGGGAAAGACCAAGAAGCGGCCCAAAAUAAUCCCAGAGCUUAUAGAGCCAUCAAGUUCAAAGAGUACCAUUGUUGUUGUGUUGCCUACAAGCACAACUGAGCAACAAGGUUCCCGAGUAAUCCACAUCCGGCCAGCAGAUGAUAGUUCUAAAGGUAUGUUAACCUCACUAGAGCAGCUCAGCUCAGUAUUGGAAGCUCUGCCAUUUUCAACCAUGCAUGUGCAAGAUAUACAAGUGAAUCACCAAAAAGAAUUGAUUGCUGUUCAGCUGUUGGGGGUUAAUGAAGAAGAUAUUGCUUCUCUUUUGCAACUGACUCAGCUUGGACCUUGGUCAGUUAUUGUAAAUGUUUCAUCCAAGCCUACUAUUAAGCCAGUAAUUGAAAAAAUUAGACAGAAGAGGCAAGAAAAUAUUUCUGUGAAAACUGCUCCAGCCAUCCUCAAAUGUAACUCACUGGGUAAUUUACAUGAAAUUAAUGAAAAUGUAAGAUCAAAUAUCAUAAAAGGAAAUUAUUCAGGUAUUGACAUUAGUGGCCGUGGCAGUAACUUUUUUGUUGUUGGCAUGUUUGGCCCAUUUGAAGUUAUCAAAUCUGCAAAGGUUAGAAUAUCUUCAAAGUUUUGCAGUCUUGAAGACUAUUUCUACAAACCAAAAUUCAAAUCUACAGAAGCUGAAUGGGAAAGAGCUAAAUCCUGGACAAAUUUUCAAGAAUGCUUAUAUAACAAUAAAGAAUUCACUCCUGAAGAUUUAGAAAAUGAAUUGAAUGAGAAAAUAAAUAAAAUUGCCAAGCAUUUUAUGGAUUUUAAACUUGGCACUCUUGAUGAAAAGUCCAUGAAAGAGAAGAAAAUGAAUAAGGUUGACUAUGCAAUGCCUUACCUGCCAACAUACAAGGAUGUUGAGUUUCUUGGAAAAUUGUUCAUGGGCAAGGAAAGUGAUGCUGAUAAGGAUGCUGUGGUUGAACCACUGUGGAAAAGAAAGCAUGACCCUAACAGCAAGUAUAAUAAAGGAUUAUUUAGUGAAAAGGAAAGUCAAGUUGUUAAUGAAAAUUGGAAUCAGUUUCAAAAGGUCAGUUAA
Messenger RNA from Hyalella azteca, 1497 nucleotides. RefSeq lists its product as uncharacterized. NCBI's taxonomy places the organism in Eukaryota, Metazoa, Arthropoda, Malacostraca, Amphipoda, Hyalellidae. The coding region runs from base 280 to 1497 and encodes 405 amino acids. The transcript has 2 exons. The record is from RefSeq and is a predicted model, not a curated record.